AGUGCAGGGUUCAAGAAAAGAAGAGGGUAAAACUUCAAGCAAUAAAAGACCGUUAUCCUUGAGUGAUUUUGGAGUGUCUAUGUCGGAGGGCUUUUGUAGCAUUCAACAACGUUUCGUUAAAAACCAUAAGCUUAAAAAAAUAAAGAAGGAGAGCCAUAACCACGAGAAGGAUCCCAAUGGUAUUAGUGCUGACGCACUUGAGGAUGCUCCGAAAGAUGCUAGAAUCGCCAAGUAUUGGGGCCAACGUUAUCGAUUAUUUCGUAAAUUUGAUGAUGGCAUCCAAAUGGAUUACGAGGGAUGGUUUAGCGUUACGCCAGAGAAGAUUGCGGAACACAUAGCAAACAGAUUGUGUCCUCGUGGCAGGAGGAAAAGUAUGCUGACCAUGGAUGGAUUUUGUGGCGUUGGAGGUAACACAAUUCAGUUAGCCGUGCGCUCACCAAUUGUACUUGCUGUUGAUAUUGACGUAAAUAGGAUCGCAAUGGCUAAAAAUAACGCAAAAGUGUAUGGGGUCGAUCGAAAGGUUGAGUUUGUUGUUGCAAAUAUGGAACACUUCGUACCGCGAGUAGCACCCGAUGCAAUUUUCAUGAGUCCGCCUUGGGGAGGUCCGGAAUAUAAAAACAAGGGCACAUUUAAACUUGACGAUAUGUGUGUUAAAUUUAGAGAAAUCUUUCGCGUUUAUCAGGCUUUGUCACCAAAUCUGGCAUUUAUAGUGCCCCGGAACACAAAUCUAGAACAAUUAUGCGAAUUAGGCAGAGUUGAAGUGGAGCAGAAUUUGCUAAAUAAAAAAAUCAAAACAAUAACGGCAUAUUAUGGAAACCUUAUUUGCAAAUAAAGCUAUCCAUUAAAAAAUAAAUGAAGCACAAAGCAGAAGCUGAUCCUUAAAGUCUCCGCGGUUUCUUGAGAUUUGGUCCGCUCUUGCAAAAGCUUUCCCUAAACUUAACUAGGUUUACUCAUGGUUUUGCUUUCGCCAAUUUAGCGCUGUGAAGACAGACGCCAGUCUAAUAUUCCUGAGUUCUUUAUUCAUUUCUAACCAAUAGUAUAAUAUUGGAUGUAUUAAAUAAAGGCUAACACGAAUAUUAUUUUUUUACUAAUUUGAAGCCACCAUUGUUCGAACUAGAGAAGUGUCGAAGUGAUGUAUAAAUCGGGAUAGAAAAGGUACGAUAGUGCAAAUACGUAGAUAAUUACGCAGGGAAGUUGUGGGCUAAAGCGAAAGCUACUUUGGUGACCAGACAAAACCAAAAGGUCCGCCUGAAUUAUUUUACAUAAGUUUUAUGUGAAUUAGAGUUUAUUCAUAGUAACUUUUCAAGGACCAGUUCUUUAUUAAUUGUGGUUAUGUAAUGUUAUUUGAAGAGUGUUCCUCGUUGCUUUUUAUGUACAAAAUGUUAACGAACAGUUUCAACCUUGUAUGCAGGAACAAUUGUGAUAGCACUUUAAUGCUUGAAUUUAAAUCAGUUUAGUUGCGCUACCUAUGGAACCCUAUUGUACUAUUGUGACAAAUUGAAAUGACGAAUUUAUGAUGAUGUGUUCCUCUCGUAGCCGUUCGUAACGGCACCAUAGUUGGUAAUAUCAAUAGCCCGGAGUAAACGUGCGUCUCAAGAGCGGUCAAGUGAGCCAUAUACAGGAAGUCCCGUUUUGGUGGUGAGUGGUCCUUCCGUCCCCGGGAGCCACCGACUUCCAAAUGAUUAAAAAUGACUUUCCUUGCAUUUUCCCUUAUUUCUCAGCCCUGUGUUUAAGCUGCCGGAUUACCAAAGCUGUUUGGGAUUCUAAGGUAUCUCCGGCGCAGUGGUUUUCAACGUAGAUGCCCUCGGGCCAUACGUAAAAGACAAACGAAGCUGUUUUGGACAUCGCGAUUUUAUUGUAUUGUUGUCGAUAGGAUGGAGGUAAGCAUUUUAAUAGUUAUUAAUUAGAUAUAGCAAAUAGCUGUGCUGCAUGUCCACUUUAAUCACACAAAGAUGUUUACUUGUCUAUUAGAGAGGUUUCGAGCUUUAUGAUUUUACUUCAUUGAAAUAUUUGCAAAUAAAGGCAAAUGCUUAACAACAGUACCACAGGAAGAAGUCGAAACAUUCAUUUUAUUUGUAUAAUGGAUAGCUAUUAUGAGCAUUUCCCGUAAUAGAUUUAAUUACCUUAUUUACGACGGAACUAUAAUCAUGUCACCGCAAAUUAUUACAGAUUAGAUUAAUUCAAUCCAUUAGGUCGUUAUAUAAAUUCUGGAUGUAGUGUGCAUUUUGUCAUCUUGCCGUGUCAGUCCUUUACUAAUUGUUCAGAUAUAAUGUACCGAUGUGUAAGUGUCCCACUAUGAUCUACAAAUCUGUCGCUAUUCUUUUAUAUGGAUAACGCAGUUUCAACGUCGCAAUGUCCAAAAAAUUUGCUUUAAAAGAAAUUUUUAUUGGUCAGGUGACUUCCUAUUGUGUUAAAAAAGGACACGUCCAUAUUUAAAGUUUUCAGACUUUUCAUUGAAAAAAAAUUGAACAGGUUAUUCUCUUAAUUGCUCUAUUAAAACCAAAGUUGAUACACUCAGACUUCAUUUUCUUAUUAACGUUAAAGAUUUUAUAUUGAAGUAUAGUGACUAGAACCUUUUGUUCAUCCAUAAUAGCUGUUAAUUUCUACUGGUGAGACCUUUUCUCAACUCAACUGAAACCUUAAACACUCUAAAUUCUUACUCUGGUCGAAAGAAUGAAUUAACAUAAAGCACAACCGUACUGAUGGGACGUCUCUUUCGUAAAUUACCUGAGAAAUCCUGUCGAUAGCGGCUCCUAAUUUUUCAGGAAGUAACUCAGU
This is a messenger RNA of Varroa destructor (honeybee mite), 2778 nucleotides long. RefSeq names its product trimethylguanosine synthase-like. The record is from RefSeq and is a predicted model, not a curated record. NCBI's taxonomy places the organism in Eukaryota, Metazoa, Arthropoda, Arachnida, Mesostigmata, Varroidae.